Messenger RNA from Plodia interpunctella (Indianmeal moth), 2405 nucleotides. RefSeq lists its product as uncharacterized. NCBI's taxonomy places the organism in Eukaryota, Metazoa, Arthropoda, Insecta, Lepidoptera, Pyralidae. Gene Ontology annotation, molecular function: RNA polymerase II cis-regulatory region sequence-specific DNA binding; DNA-binding transcription factor activity. The record is from RefSeq and is a predicted model, not a curated record. Gene Ontology annotation, cellular component: nucleus. Gene Ontology annotation, biological process: regulation of transcription by RNA polymerase II. Bases 396 to 2096 code for a protein of 566 amino acids. The transcript has 4 exons.
ACCUUUAUUUAAUUCAUUCUGCAACAAUAAAGUUUCAAUAAUGUUUCUGUUAUUACCCACAUAUAUGAAUAAUAUUAGUGUCCACAUAUUAGUGCUUACAUAGAAGCAUUAUAUAACAUUUUAAUUAAAUUUGAUGGGAGUGCAAAGUUAUAGUUAUAAACUAACUACUUAUAUAGUGUCCUAUUCUAUUAUGCCUAAGUAUAACAUUUUCAGUAAAUUUAAUUACAAAUUUGUUUCUAUGAAUGAACGCUAUAAAAUAACUUGAAAUCAUGCCAAAGGUAUUAUUGCGCAGUCUUCUAAAAAUACCUCGUUAGAUUUAGUUCCACGGCGUGAAGUCAGUAUGGUGUAGUCGGCUCUUUAGAUAAAAUAUAUUGUUUUGUGAAUAAUUCAUUACAAUGAGUGCUACUGCAGCGUCAUUAACUUGUCCAAUAUGUGCUCAUGCUGGAGUGUUUGAUUCUGUGCAAUCGCUAAGAGAUAGAUUAAUUUAUGUGUCGACUAAUAAAAUGUUGUGCCCAGUAUGUCAAGAGGAAGUUGUUGGCCUAGAUAAACUAACUAUUCAUUUAUUUAGUCAUGUGAAACUGUUAACUUCAAAAAACUACCAGGAUAAACAAGGAUAUGUAGACAAUUCACAAUCACCGAAAGAAAAUAAGCAAGCCUCAAUACAACAAAAAAAAACUAAAUCAGGCGCUGCUAAAAGUAAGGCAAUAAAAUCAACAGCAAACGACCCAAUAAAAUAUGUUAAGAUAUUUCCAAAAUUACCCGUUAUUUCUUUAAAUACAGUUCCUGUAAUAGACAUAUCUCAAAGAACAGUUGAAGAAUGUGUAACGAUGAAUAAUUUGGUGCAUAUGCCAACAUUGAAAACAGAUACCACGAUUUUAAGAUCCAACACUACAUGUGAUGUUUGUGGUUUACAAUUUGUAGACACUAAUAUUCUUAAAAUGCAUAAAUGCUUGAUACAUAAUUUAGAUGACGACACUAACAAAAGUUUCACCAGAUAUGAAUGUCACGUAUGUCCUAAGCAUUUUAAAAUGAGAGGAUCUUUGAUGGUACAUUUGAGAGUAGCUCACUACGGAUUUAUUUCUGGAAAUGAUUCUAAUAAUAUAUCAAAAACGGUUAAAGAAGAGUCUCCUGGUAGCAAUGUUGAUCAGUUUACUAACGAUAACGCAAUUUUAGAGAAAAAUGACAAUAAACAAUGGCAAUGUGAUGUUUGUCAAAAAUGUUUUACUACAAAAUAUUUUUUAAAGAAACACAAGCGGCUACACACAGGAGAAACGCCGUAUGCUUGUUCGCAAUGCAAUAAAACUUUCACAUUUCAGCAAUCCUAUCACAAACAUCUGUUAUAUCAUAAUGAUGAAAAACCUCAUACGUGUAAUUUUUGUGGUCGAGCAUUUAAAGAGCUGUCAACACUUCAUAAUCAUCAAAGAAUACACACUGGAGAAAAACCAUUCUCUUGUGAAACUUGUGGUAAGAGUUUUAGACAACGAGUAUCUUAUCUAGUACAUCGUCGAAUACACACCGGAGUAAUGCCAUAUAAAUGUACGGCAUGUGAAAAAAGUUUUCGCUAUAAAGUGUCACAACGCACGCACAAAUGCCCCGCUAAACCUCCUGGAAUCGUAAUUCGACAAAGUGGAGACUUGGUUGAAAAACUGAAAAAGAAAAAUAAAGACCCAGAUUCAAUUUUACCCGAAAGUUAUAAUAAUACCUUACAGUACUCUGAAGUUUCUGAAGCAAAUGCAGCAUUGGUCCGUUCUGGAGCCAAAUUAUCUUUGGAAGAUAUGGAAUCAGAUAGCUUUAAAUUAAUAUCGGAACCAUUUAUAGACAACAUUAAUAUACAAGAAGAUAAUAUUUCUGACACGUCGUAUCCAAUAAAACCAGCAGUUGGAGAAAACAAUAGUUCAGUAACUGACGAUAUUCUGAAUUCUAAUAUAGAAGACUUGAUAGAUUCUUUACCUAUGUUAGAUAAAAAUGUACCUUCUCCUUCAGAAAUUUUGAAAAAUUUGUGUUUAUCACAAGAAGAUAAUUAUAGUGGAAAUAUUUUAGACCAAAAUAGUGAAAAACCAUACGACUUAUACAAAGUUUUUAAUGAUUUCAUGUAAAUAAACUUUAAGUAUGAAGUCUAAAGUCAAUUACAUUUUCGAAAAUGUAUGUACUUUUAAAAUUUUUGACGACCUGGGUGGUGCAGUGAUAAAGUGCUUGCCUCUGAACCGAAAGGUCCCAGGUUCGAUCCCCGGUCGGGUCAUGAUGGAAAAUAUAGUAUAGUUGAGUUAGUAUCCCAUAACACAAGUCUUGAACUCUUUGGGGCUAGCUCAAUUUGUGUGAUUAAUUUGUCCUAAUAUAUUUAUUUAUUUAAUGUUUUUAUUAAAUAUAUACUUAUUCUAAUUAAUAAGUAGUUUGAUUCCAUUUGA